Messenger RNA from Cutaneotrichosporon cavernicola, 729 nucleotides. RefSeq lists its product as uncharacterized. Bases 1 to 729 code for a protein of 242 amino acids. Lineage: Eukaryota; Fungi; Basidiomycota; Tremellomycetes; Trichosporonales; Trichosporonaceae. The record is from RefSeq and is a predicted model, not a curated record. The transcript is spliced from 7 exons.
AUGGGAGUCGCGGAACACUUUAAGAUCCUCGUAUCAGUCGCAAGCGUACUCGUUCUCAACGGGCUCCAGGCGGCUGCGGCCCCAGGCGGCCUUGCCCAACGCCAGAGUACCGGCACCUGCUCCUCCACCGAGACCUGCAUCGACCACAAGUGUACCGCCUGCCCUGCAGGCCAGAACUCAUGCGUCAAUCACGACCGCGACUUUCCAGACAACACCCUUUCGAGGUGUUUCGACUUUACCUCGGACUCGUGGAACUGCGGCGGCUGCAACCAGAGAUGUGCGGAGGGCGCCACGUGCGACAACGGCGUGUGCAAGUGUCCCGCUGGCCAAGAGUUGUGCGGUGGCCUCAUCGUCGGCUUGCCGUAUGAACGGAUAGGCUCUUGCACCAAGGUCCUCACAGACUACCUGAACUGCGGGGGAUGCUCAAACUACUGUGAUGGCGAGUGCUUGAACGGCCAGUGCAGGCCCUGCGCCAGCGGGUUCAGACAGUGCCGGAACGGGUGCGUCAACGUUCAGAAUGACAACUACAACUGUGGCGAGUGCUUCAAAUCGUGUGGCCAAGGCUCAAACUGCGUCAACGGCAAGUGUGAGGCCAAUGACGGCUGCAGCGGUGGCCAGAUCCGCUGCAGUACCGGAUGCACGAACCCGACCAACGAUAACCGCCACUGUGGAAAGUGCGACAGUGCGUGCGACGCCGGCAAGACGUGCCGCGACAGCGUGUGCAGCUGA